This is a messenger RNA of Dibothriocephalus latus, 906 nucleotides long. NCBI's taxonomy places the organism in Eukaryota, Metazoa, Platyhelminthes, Cestoda, Diphyllobothriidea, Diphyllobothriidae. The record is from the annotation of a GenBank genome assembly.
AUGGAUGCUGAAAAGUUCUCACAAUUUUUCGGUGACUGUCCAACCUUCCAUAUACCUGGGCGCACGUUUCCUGUGGAUAUUCAGUUCAGCAAGGCUCCUGUCAUGGACUACGUGGAUGCUGCUGUCAAGCAGUCCAUCCAGGUACAUCUAGGUGCUCCGGAAGGCGAUAUUCUGAUAUUCAUGACUGGUCAAGAAGACAUUGAAGUAACCUGCGAACUGAUUGCCGAACGACUCGGGAACUUGGAGGAGGCUCCACCGCUCUCCGUUCUCCCAAUUUACUCCCAACUGCCUAGUGAUCUUCAGGCCAAAAUAUUCCAGAAAGCAGAGAAUGGCAUCCGAAAGUGUGUUGUUGCGACCAACAUUGCUGAAACUUCACUCACAGUCGAUGGUAUUCGAUAUGUGAUUGAUGCGGGCUACUGCAAGCUCAAGGUUUUCAACCCAAAGAUCGGUAUGGACGCACUACAACUUUUCCCCAUCAGUCAGGCCAACGCGAACCAAAGAGCCGGCAGAGCUGGCCGUACCGGCCCUGGCGUCAGUUACCGUCUCUACACCAUUGGCCAGUUCGAAGAGGAGAUGUUAACUUCCACUGUGCCAGAAAUCCAACGCACCAAUUUGGCAAACGUAGUGCUUCUUCUCAAGUCACUGGGCGUUCGAGAUCUCAUGCGCUUCCACUUUAUGGACCCACCCCCGCAAGACAAUAUUCUUAAUUCGAUGUGCCAACUCUGGGUGUUUGGUGCCCUCGACAAUACUGGAAAUCUCACGCAACUUGGUCGCCAGAUGGUGGAGUUCCCGCUGGACCCCGCACUGUCUAAACUCCUCCUUGUUGCCUGCGAGAUGGGCUGCUCGGAAGAGGCUCUCACCAUUGUCUCCAUGCUCUCCGUACCGAGCAUAUUUUUCCGCCCCAAG